This is a messenger RNA of Salvia splendens (bonfire salvia), 1149 nucleotides long. RefSeq names its product transmembrane emp24 domain-containing protein p24delta9. Lineage: Eukaryota; Viridiplantae; Streptophyta; Magnoliopsida; Lamiales; Lamiaceae. The coding region runs from base 195 to 929 and encodes 244 amino acids. The record is from RefSeq and is a predicted model, not a curated record. The transcript has 4 exons.
UUCAAUCAGGUACCCGUUCUUGAAAAAUGCCGUUUUGGCAACCAAACCCGAUCCCGAAAUUGCGAAUCAGAUAGAUACCCUAUUACCCGAGUCAGGAUACCCAACUUCAGUGGGAAUCAUGUAUACACAAUAAUACAAGCAUUGAUGAAGUCCAGGUAAAAAAAUGAAGAAAUGAAUAUUUAAAGAUCUGGAAUAUGAUGUGGAUCAGAAGAGUGGAUUUGAGGAUGGAAAGAGGAGGAAAUGUUAUGCUGGUUUUGGCUGCGAUUGUGUUGAUACUGAGGCGGGUGGAGUCGAUCCGAUUCGAUCUGGAAACGGGGCACUCCAAAUGCAUAGCCGAGGAUAUAAGGAUCAAUUCAAUGACAGUCGGAAAAUAUCAAGUCGUCAACAACAACGAGGGAUUGCCUUUGCCGGAUGCUCAUAAAAUCACUAUUCGGGUUACCUCAGCGUACGGGAACAACUACCACUACGCAGAAAAUAUCGCUUGGGGCCAUUUUGCGUUUCAGGCAGCGGAUGACGGCGAUUACAUGGCUUGCUUCUACGCUGCUGAGACCAAACCCUCCAGUUUUAUGACUGUAGACUUCGAUUGGAAGUCCGGUGUCGCUGCCAGCGACUGGACCCGUGUUGCCAAGAAAGGUUCCCUUCUUGUAAGUGCUCUCACUCUCUCGCUUACCUCUUAUUCUCUAUACUUGAUGGAUUUGCAUCUCCAGGCAAUGGAACUUGAGUUAAAGAAUAUGUACGAUACAGUCCAGUUCAUUCAAGACGAGAUAUAUUAUCUGCGCGAAAGGGAAAAAGAAAUGCAACUGCUAAAUAUAUCGACCAACUCCAAAAUGGCGUGGCUCAGUUUUCUGUCGCUUCUUGUUUCGUUAUCUGUCUCAGGCCUGCAGCUCUGGCACCUGAAGUCAUUCUUUCAAAAGAAGAAGCUUAUUUGAACUCAUUCUUGGUAUGGGGACGGGGAAUGUUUUUUAGUUUCAACUUGCAACGUUAUUCAUCUUUGGAUAGAAAGAAGCUAUCUUAGAGAAACACAGUUUCAAAAUCUUCUACUAGUAUCAUACAUUAUUUUUUUUACAUUUGUGGGAGUCCAGAUCUCAGCUUGCGCUGGCACUGCAUCGCUCUCGGAAAAGUUAAUGAAUGGCAAAAUAAAUUCACUGA